Messenger RNA from Asparagus officinalis (garden asparagus), 819 nucleotides. RefSeq names its product polygalacturonase inhibitor-like. NCBI's taxonomy places the organism in Eukaryota, Viridiplantae, Streptophyta, Magnoliopsida, Asparagales, Asparagaceae. The record is from RefSeq and is a predicted model, not a curated record. Gene Ontology annotation, molecular function: protein binding. Bases 1 to 819 code for a protein of 272 amino acids. The transcript has a single exon.
AUGCGAUGUCCGAUGCGCCACGCUUACCAGCGCUCGUCAUAUUUCCAAGACGACAACCUCACUGGAACAAUCCCUCCAGCCAUCAGCCUCCUCGCUUUCCUCCAAAUCCUAACCCUCCGCCGCCUCCCCAACCUCGUAGGCCCUAUCCCCAACUCCAUCGCCAAUCUCACCAACCUCACAGUACUCGACCUGAGCCAUAACUCGCUUUCAGGCCGAAUCCCCCUCUUCGUUACGAAACUCACUUCCCUCACUUACCUCGACCUCUCCUACAACCAAUUAUCAAGUCCUAUACCUGGAGACCUCCCAUAUCUCUCAAACCUCACGGCACUCCACCUCGAACAUAACUUACUUUACGGUAACAUCCCGAAUACUUUUGGGAGAUUCCCAAAAUCCUCGCCACCUGACCUCUAUCUCUGCCACAACGCGCUCAGCGGGCUCAUCUGGCCUUCGCUGGGCCAGCCAAACUGGGGAGUUAUUGACAUUUCACGCAACAGGCUGACUGGGGACGCGUCCAUCUUGUUCGGCUCACAGAAGAGGGCGACAAGGAUUGAUAUUUCAAGAAACCGGUUCGACUUCGACCUUAGCAACUUAAGCUUCCCGUUAAACUUGAGGGCGUUGGACUUCAGCCAUAACAUGAUCCAUGGGAGGAUUCCGGCGCAGAUCAACCAAGUUAGAGGGUUGGAGAGGUUUAACGCGAGUUAUAACCCGCUGUGCGGCGAGAUACCGGCUGGGGCUGGUAGCGUUACCGCUCGUUUUGGGCAGUACUCGUACGUGCAUCAUAUGUGUCUUUGUGGGGCGCCGCUAACGCCAUGCAACUGA